Messenger RNA from Carlito syrichta (Philippine tarsier), 939 nucleotides. Its product is annotated as olfactory receptor 4F15-like. The coding region runs from base 1 to 939 and encodes 312 amino acids. Lineage: Eukaryota; Metazoa; Chordata; Mammalia; Primates; Tarsiidae. The record is from RefSeq and is a predicted model, not a curated record. The transcript has a single exon. Gene Ontology annotation, molecular function: G protein-coupled receptor activity; olfactory receptor activity. Gene Ontology annotation, biological process: G protein-coupled receptor signaling pathway. Gene Ontology annotation, cellular component: membrane.
AUGAAUGGAGCCAACUACUCUGUAGUGUCUGAAUUUGUGUUCCUGGGUCUCUCAGAUUCCCAGGAGAUUCAGAUUUUUCUUUUUUUCUUUUCUUGUCUUUUCUAUGUGUCCAGUAUUAUGGGAAAUCUUCUCAUAGUGGUCACAGUUACCUCUGACCCUUACUUGUACUCCCCCAUGUAUAUUUUGCUGGCCAACCUCUCGGUCAUUGAUCUGAUAUUUUCCUCCAUUGCAGCACCCAAGAUGAUCUGUGAUCUCUUCAGGAAGCGGAAAGUCAUCUCAUUUGGGGGCUGUAUAGCUCAGAUCUUCUUUAGUCAUGCUGUUGGGGGCACUGAGAUGGUGCUGCUCAUGGCCAUGGCCUUUGACAGAUAUGUAGCUAUAUGUAAACCUCUCCACUAUCUGACGAUCAUGAACUCACGAGUGUGCAUUUCGAUUUUAGUGGUUGCCUGGACCAUUGGUCUCAUUCACUCAUUGGCCCAGUUGGCUUUUGUUGUAAACUUGCCUUUCUGUGGCCCUAACGUAUUGGACAGUUUUUACUGUGAUAUACCUCGGCUCAUCAAACUUGCCUGCACAGAUACUUAUAAACUGGAGUUCAUGAUCACUGCUAAUAGUGGGUUAAUUUCUUUGGGUGCUUUCUUAUUGCUCAUUCUCUCUUACAUCUUCAUCUUGGUCACUCUUCAGAAACACUCCUUGGGAGGUCCAUCCAAAGCUCUUUCUACUCUGUCAGCUCAUAUGACGGUUGUGGUUUUGUUCUUCGGUCCAUUGAUUUUUUUCUACAUGUGGCCCUCUCCUUCAACACAUUUGGAUAAAUUUCUAGCUAUAUUUGAUGCAGUUUUGACUCCUUUUCUAAAUCCAGUCAUUUACACAUUCAGGAAUAGAGAAAUGAAGGUAGCAAUAAAGAGAGUAUUCAGUCAGCUCAUGGGUUUUAGAAAAAGCAUUUAA